Molecule: messenger RNA, 3027 nt
Organism: Fonticula alba
Lineage: Eukaryota; Rotosphaerida; Fonticulaceae
Exons: 5
Coding region: 58-3027 (989 amino acids)
Biological process (GO): chromosome condensation
Molecular function (GO): structural constituent of chromatin; DNA binding
Source: RefSeq, a predicted model, not a curated record
CCCCCCCCCUCUGUUUCCCUCUCCCCCUACAGUUGUACUCCUCGUACCCUGACAACCAUGCCACCGCUUGCCAGUGGGAAGGGCCCUUCGCAUGUGGCGGCUUCCCCUCCUGCCCCUGUCGAGGCGAGCCUGACUCAGCUGCUGGCCGGUGCCGAGAGCCUCCAACUGCCAAGCGCCAUCAAUGCCGGACUUGUGCACUCAUUUGCCACCCAAAGCGCUGUGCAGCCCUUUGCCUUGGGUAUGAGCAUGGACUUGAAGCACAUUGAGGCGUCCGUGCGCGCGACCGAAGCCCUGCUCGGGCCGGCCGAUGACUCUUGCCAUGGCUUGCUCCAGGAGCGCGAUGGCCUGCUCAGUGCGGCUGAGGCUCUGAACACCACUGUUGACCGACUUACCGCGCAGAUGGAGGCCUUGGCCGCCACGGCGAAGCUCCUCAGCCCCGAGGCCCCCGAGUCGGUCUUCGAUCGGACGUUCGUGGACCCCAUGCAGCAGGAGAUGCUCAGCAACGCCAGUGCCAAGUUGGAGCGCACGACUGCCGCCUUGGAGGCCCUGGACCAGCGCCUUCUCCAUCUGGUGGCCAACCGCGAUGUCAUCACCUCUGCUCGCCAGGCCAUGCUGACGACGGUCGACCAACGCCUGGCAUCGGUUUCGCUCUUGGCAGACACGGUGGCCAGCUCGCUGGAUGACGUGUCCGAUCGCCUUGGACGCCUGAACCUUCAGAAGAACACCACCGAGGAAGGCCACAACACGGAGAGUCUCCUUCGGGAGGCCCUAUUCAAUAGCCUGGCUGUGUCCACCAUGCCUGGCGGAUUGGUCACUGCUGACGAAGCUUCGGCCACUGCCGCGAGCCCCCCUGCACUGACCCCGGAUGUGACCCUGCGAACUGGGGCGCUGUUGCUCGGGGCCGCGCGUGAUGGGCAUUCGCGCAUCACCACCACCCCCUUCCAUCCUCUUGGGUCUUUGCUGUCCACCAGUGGCGAGCGCCCCCCCAAGCAGGCUCCUGGCAUUGCCGCCACUGGCUACCUGACGAACAGCCAGUUCUACGAUCUCUUUGACUCGGCGUCCGCCGACUCUUCGGCCGAAGGGAAGAUCUCAUUCCGCAAGCCUCCGCAACUGGCGGAAUUCUAUGCGACGGCCAAUAAGGAGAUGCUUCGCUCCCAGGCCGCCGCGAAGGAGAAGGAGCAGCAGCGCCUUCACCAGCAGCAGCAGCAGCAGCAGCAGCGCCUUUACCAGCAGCAGCAGCAGCAGCAGCAACAGCAGCAACAGCUGAAGGAUGCCCAGUCUAAGGGCCUUUCAGAUACGCUGCCACCACUCGGCGACUCGGCAAAUGAGACGUCCCUGUCGCGACCCUUGACCCUGGGAGAUUUACAGCCAGCGACUGGCCUAUCAGGUAAUGGUGUCAACCAGGCACUGGCCGCAGAGAAGGCCGCCGCCGAGAAGGCUGCUGCUGAGAAGGCCGCCGCUGAAAAGGCUGCUGCUGAGAAGGCCGCCGCUGAGAAGGCUGCCGCUGAGAAGGCCGCCGCCGAGAAGGCCGCCGCCGAGAAGGCCGCCGCCGAGAAGGCCGCCGCUGAGAAGGCCGCCGCUGAGAAGGCCGCCGCUGAGAAGGCUGCUGCUGAGAAGGCUGCUGCCGAGAAGGCUGCCGCUGAGAAGGCCGCCGCUGAAAAGGCUGCUGCCGAGAAGGCCGAAGCUGAGAAGAUUGCUGCCGAGAAGGCCGAAGCUGAGAAGGUUGCUGCCGAGAAGGCUGCUGCUGAGAAAGCUGCUGCCGAGAAGGCCGAAGCUCAGAAGGCCACUGCCAAUCAGACAGUCGCGGCUCCUACCAAUCCUCUUGCAGCAUGGAAUGCCCAGCCGGGUCGGCCAGAGCAGGGUGCCAGCACGCCAUUCAACUCCCCUGGCUCCUCCGGGUCCUCCUCCAUGUCCAUGUCUGGCCUUGGGGCUGCGCUGGGUGAUAAUUCCAGCGGCAUGAGCUCUCUGUCGACAACGGCCUCGCCGUCGCCCUUCGGCGCUGGAGCUGUCGCUCCUGGCGCUAAGACCAGUGCGUUUACGCCCGGUCCUGUUGCCAAUCAACAGCAGCAGCAGCAGCAGCAGCAACAGCAGCAGCAACCGAUGGGCUUCUUCUCCGGCUUCAAUGCUCCUGGCGCCUCGGCCGGUGCCUCGCCCUUCGCCAAGGCCGCGGGCACAACUGCACAGCCCUCCCCCUUCGGUCAAGCUGCAGCUACGCCGGGUGCGCCUGCCUUCGGCACCUCGGGCCCCUUCAGCCAGGGUGCCGCUGCGGCCGGGCCUGGUGCCAGUGCUUCGCCCUUCUCUGUGGCGGCUUCUGGUGGCCAGGGGGCCGGUACAUCGAGCAGCUCUCCCUUUGCCGCCGGCGUCGGCAUGACUGCCGCUGUCACGCCGUCAACCAGCUUCGGAGGCACCCCGACCUUUGGGGCAUCUGGCUUCGGUAACUCCGGCCAUGGUCGCCUUGGGUCGAAUGCCUCUCCAUUUGCUUCCGCCGCCACUGCGGCUGCUGCUCCUGCUGCCGGUGCCCCGGGCGCGUCGCCCUUCGCCUCGGCAGCCGCCGGCGCCGGCACUUCCUCCUUUGCGGCCACUGGAUCGCCCUUUGCCAGCGCCGCCGCUGGUGGCGGACCGGCCCCGGGUGCCGGUGCCUCGGCUUUCGGCGGCUCGCCCUCGCCCUUUAGUGGUCUUGGACCGGGUGCCGCGGCGCCUGGCGCCUCGCCGUUCGGCGGCGGCGGCGGCGGUGGCGCUCCCGCAUUCGGCGCUCCCUCGGGCUUCAAUAACUAUCUCACCUCAUCGAUGGGCGGUCGAGGCUUUGGUGGCCAGGCCUCCGCUCCCAGUCCUUUCGGCGGCCAGCAGCAGCAGCAGCAGCAGCAGCAGCAACCAUCUCAGGGCUUCGGUGCCUUCGGUGGCCAGGCUGCCGGUGGCGGCAACAAUCCGUUCUCAGCGGCGUCCGGUGCCCCCGGCGGGGCCUCUCCCUUUGGGCCUACCAACACUCAAAUGUUUGCUAAUCCCGCCUUCACACAGGUUCGAAAGUGA